Molecule: messenger RNA, 960 nt
Organism: Poeciliopsis prolifica (blackstripe livebearer)
Lineage: Eukaryota; Metazoa; Chordata; Actinopteri; Cyprinodontiformes; Poeciliidae
Gene: lim2.2
Product: lens intrinsic membrane protein 2.2
Exons: 6
Coding region: 116-640 (174 amino acids)
Cellular component (GO): plasma membrane
Molecular function (GO): structural constituent of eye lens
Source: RefSeq, a predicted model, not a curated record
ACUCUUUUGUGAGAUGGACAAUGAGGGCCUGAGGUCCAGGGCUUAAAAAGGAUAGGCACACCCGUUUAACAGCCAGCGACUCAGGACACAGACUGGCCAAACUAAAGGCUUCACAAUGCUGUACAGUGUAGCAGGAGCAGGCACCCUGUGCGGCGUGGCCGCCCUGGUGCUUCUCAUCGUUUCUACGGCCACAGAUUUCUGGAUGCACUACCGCUACUCGGGCAGCUCAGCCAAUCAGGGGCUUUGGAGGUUCUGCAUCAACCACAAAUGCCACGCCCACACCAUAACCGUAGCCUUCUGGGACGCCACCCGGGCCUUCAUGCUGCUGGCCGUGCUGAGCUGUUUUGCUGGGACUGUGCUCGGCCUGAGCGCCUUCACUAACGGCACCAAGCACAGGAGGGUCCGGACCGGAGGCAUCGCUCUGCUCCUGUCAGGUUUUCUGGCUCUUCUGGCUUUAGCUGUUUACACAGGAGUGACCGUCACCUUCUUUGGCAAACGCUUCCUGGACUGGCGCUUUUCCUGGUCCUACGUCAUCGGCUGGGUGGCUGUGAUUCUGGCUUUCGCAGCAGGUGCGUUUCAGCUCUGUGCAUACCGCCGGACCUCUGAAGACCCUGCUCCUUCCAACAACCCCGACAGCUGAACAGGAGAAAUGCACAAAUGGUCCUUCAGACUGUUGGACUGAAUAUUGUUACGGAAUUUGCUUCUGAAAUAUGAAAUAAAAUAAAUAUAGCAUAGUUCAUUCUCUGCAGCUAGAUGUAGUUGAGACACAAACUGUUAACCAAACAUGCCAGAUGUCAGACAGCUAUAAGCACAAUAUUAGUCUGAGAUUUUUCCUGUUACACAAGAAUGUGGUUUUGAAACUAAAUUGUUCAAAUUCAGAUGCAACAUUCUGUUCUUCUUCUUCCAGCCUUCAUCCUUAGUCUAACAUUUUUUGGUUUUAAUAAAUGCUAGAAUUUACAA